UGGAUGUGUGUGUGUGCGCGCGCGCUGACAAGAAUCCUAUAGAACAUUUAUGCGACAUGAUAAAGAUAGUCAACGUGGCAGCCAAGAAAAUGAGAAGCUUCAACCUUUCAUCCAAAAAACUUUGCUGCAAGCGAAGGGGGUCUAGAGCCAAGAAUCUAUCACGCUGACCGAUCGGCUACCGCGGACCCCACAAAUUUUUGUUAAAAGGUUUAAUAAUGAGUCUGGCCAGAUAGCGAUAAUGAAAGGGCUCAUCGCUUGGACGGUUUUACUGGCGACAUUCGUUUUCACCAAGGCAGAAGGAUGCCAAUUCUACCCCCAAGGAGAGUAUCUGAGGUUCGUGAGAGUGCCGGAAUCCCUGGAAGUUGGCGAUGAAGUCCUUCUUGUUGAAGUUCACCCUCGAAGAAAUCUUUCUAUACAAGCAGUAGAUCAAAAAGAAGAUGCUCACUUUUUCAAAUUCAAAGCGGUCAACAGGACGCAUAUAUCUCUUAGGCUGGCACAGUCGCUUGAAAAUUUAGUGGACAACCCUGUACCGCAGAAUGUGUUGAAAUUCAGGCUCGUCUGCGACUACCAGGACGGCGAAGAUACGAUCAAUUCAUAUUUGUCAGCGACGGUGUAUGUUGAGGACGUCAACGAUCAUGGGCCUGUAUUCGUCGAUGCGCCGUACCACGUCAACGUUGACGAGUUGACUCCGACAGGUCUGACGGUAUUCAGGGGGAUCCACGCUGUGGACAUGGACAAGCCGAAUACGCCCAAUUCCGAGCUGGUCUACAGCCUCUCCGGAGGGAACGUCGGCUCCAAGUUCUCCCUCGAAAUGCAAGGGCAACGACCGGCCUUAGUCCUUAAGAGGUCCUUGGACUACGACGACGGCGACAAGCAGUACAAACUCAUCGUGACAGCGUCGGAUAGGGGUUCACCGCCAAGGAGUGCUACGACGACGGUUUCCAUAAGCGUUAACGACAGUGACGACCUCAAUCCAACAUUCACAAAAGAUGUCUACAAAACGCAGAUCACCGAGACAUACCCGAUGACGGGGAAGAAAAUCCAUGUGCCUCUGCUUUUCGCCCCGAGAAUAAAGGCCUAUGACCAGGAUUUGGCGAUCAACGCGACUGUCAGGUACGACAUAAUCACAGGCAAUGACAAGCAUCUCUUCUACUUGGAUCCACAGAACGGCACUCUUUUCCUGGAGAAAGAAAUUGACUUGGACACAUUGCCCGGAAUGCUGUUCACACUUCAGAUUCAAGCGACUCAGCUCGAUAACCCUUUGAAAACGGGAGUAGCCCGAGUUGAAGUGGAGGUGCUCGAUUUGAACGACAACCAGCCACAAUUCGAAGUGGAAAUGUACAACAUAAGCAUAGUUGAAAAUUUGCCCAACGGCUUUAGCGUGCUGCAAGUCAUAGCGGCGGACAUAGACCAAGGUGAUAAUGGUGAAUUUGUGUACCAUCUGGUUGACCCAAGCCAAGCGUUUAGCAUUGACAGCAGGACCGGCUGGCUGACAGUCCGCAAUCAGGCGAAGCUGGACAGAGAGGUGAGGCCGACUCUAAACAUGCGUGUUCUGGCAAGAGAGAAGAUGCCCAGCCUAGUUUCAGCAAGUAGCGAUUCGUAUGUCAACAUCGAGGUGACGUUGCUGGACGCCAACGACAACAACCCGACUUUCGUUCCGAGCAAUCUUUACGAAUUCACCAUUUCCAACGUCGCGCCUAUCGGUUUCAUGGUGGGCAAGGUGGAAGCAUCCGACCCCGAUCUCGGCAGGAAUGGCAUGGUCCUGUAUGAACUGAAGAGAGGCAACAAGACCUCCCAUUCCGUACCUUUCAUAGUACAUCCAAAAAGCGGAGCCAUCACCAUCGCCGACAGCCCUAUUCCGAUGGGAAGGAAGGCUCUCUUUGUCGAGGCUUCAGACCAACCGGCCAACCCCAGCGAAAGGAGAUUCUCAUUGGCAGUUGUUACUAUAGACGUCGUCGUUUCAGAUAAAAUGAAUAUUCCUCCGGAUUUUGUUGGCGCCCCUUACGAGUUUUGGGUUGGUGACGACGUCCCGGUUGGAACGAGCAUUGGACAAGUCAGAGUGACGGAAGCAAUUGACAAAUCCAGGGCCAUCUUCGAUCUUCUUCAUAGCUACCAUGAAGGAGUACCUUUUGCAAUCGAGGAAAGAUCCGGAACAAUAUCUGUUAUCGAUGAAAUAAGUAAAUAUGAGCAUAAUAAAUAUGAUUUUGAGGCAGUUGUCACUGAUGAUAGGAGUGUCUCGAUAGUCACAAAUCUUACAGUUCAUAUAGUCGAGUCACAAAUGAGCAAUAUGGAUAAGACAAGUCUGUUGGAGUUCAAAGUAAGAGAAAAUAUAUCUGGAGCUAUGGUCGGUCGCAUUGUAGUAGGUCCAGGAAAAGACUCGAGAAAUAAACCCUUGAAAUUCUCAAUCACUGACCAUGAAGACAGUUCAAUGUUUGCUGUAUCGCAAGACGGCACUCUGUACACACAAAGAAGUCUAGAUCGAGAAUACAGGGAUUCUUAUUUUCUCACAGUAAUUGUCCACAAUGGGCGAGGCGAUCGAUACUAUCAGGUUCACGUGACUGUUGAGGAUGAAAAUGAUAACGCACCAAUGUUUGAUAGAAACUGGUAUGAAGGGCAUAUAAGGGAAGAUUGCAGAGUAGAAUGUGAAGUCAGACUUGAUCAUAUCAUCAGAGUAACAGAUCCAGACAAAGGGCCUAAUUCUGAAUUUAUCGUGAGCCUACAAGGCGAUGGAAGUGAGAUUUUCCAACUGACUAGAAAUGGAAAAAUCGUUUUGAAAGCCCCACUAGACAGGGAGACUAAAGAAACUUAUUCACUCACACUCGUGGCGAAAGAUAAAGGAAACCUCAGUUCUCAAAUAAAACUGACAAUCCAUGUUGACGAUGUCAAUGAUAAUACACCACAAUUUGUGCAGAUGCUUAUACCUCAUGAAGGUACGAUAAAAGUUAUCCCAGGGUCAAAACGUGCUCUUCAGAUUGUCUUGGGCAAUGAAACCAUUCCAUAUCCCAAAGACAACAGAAAGAAAAAAGACUUCACCACAAUUAUUUUGCCAGAGACGCUAAAGAUAGGCAGGGUUGUUUUCCGAAUUCUUGCAGUCGAUAAAGAUUUAGGCGAUAACGCCACACUCAAGUAUGUUGUCGACAGUGAGACAUUUAUUCCCAAAGGUCCAUUUACAAAAGUGUUCAACACACAUCACUUUGCCAUUCAUCCUAUGAAUGGAGAGGUCACAGUUGCUGCUCUUUUGCCACCAGAGUCUGAGUUUCUUGUUAAUUUCACUGUGAACGAUGGAGGAGGUCUUAAAGAUUGGCUUGUUGUAAGAUUUAACAUUGAAGAUGUAAAUGAUAACCCACCAGUUUUUGAUAAAGCCCGGUAUGAUUUUACCAUCCAAGAAGGUAAUUAUAACAAAUUUCUUGUGGGAAGAGUAUUGGCAAAAGAUGAGGACUACGGUGCAAAUGGAAACAUAAGUUAUACAAUUUUGCAGAAAAGAGAUAACACCACACAUCUCCCUUUUAGCAUAACAAGUCAGGGCGACAUACAUAUAUCAGGGAAUUUAGAUAGAGAAAUCAAAGAUAGAUAUUCAUUUAAAAUCUUAUCUCAAGACAAUGGGCCUUUAGAAAAAAGGCAAAGAGCUACAGCGGAAGUUGUCAUACACAUCUCAGAUAUAAAUGACAAUGCACCUAUUUUUUAUGGAUUUGACAGAGUUUUACAAACAGCACCAUCAGAAUACAGCAGCAUUGAUUUUGAUCCGGAACAAUAUGAACCAGCAGUUAUGAUCCCAGUCUACUUUGCUUCAGUAGUUGAAAACAGUGCACCUGGCGUUCCCAUUGCAAAGAUCCUAGCAAAUGAUUCUGAUUUGCCUGAUAACGGAAAUGGAAUUAUUCUAUAUGACAUUCCUAGAAAGAAAAAUCACAGACAGUUGUUUGCAAUCGAUAAAGAGGGUGUUGUUACUGUAACAACUUUUCUGGACUAUGAGGCGCAAAGCUCUCACAACGUUACCAUAAUUGCUUCGGACCUUGGUCAACCUAGCAUGAGCUCAACAGCCCUGUUAAUAGUUACUGUAGUUGAUGUAGUAGAAAAUGUUGAGGAAACUGUUAAAACAUUAGUUCCUGUAAAUUAUUAUGAACUGGAGGUUGAAGAAAACUGUGCAGUUCCUUUGGAACUUCUUAAAAUUAAUGUCACCAACAAUGACAUGGACUAUAAAUUCAGCCUCAUUCCAACCGUGGAUAUGAGUGCAUUCUUGAUAAAUCAAAAAAACGGUACUCUGUAUUUGACAGUAAGCCCAGAUAGAGAGGUCGUUCACAUAUUACAGGCUAAAAUCAAAGUUACAUUAAUCAAAAGAGCCAAAAAUAUGGCACAUGUAGUUUAUCCCAUUUAUCCCAAUGAUCUGAACAGCAAUGAAGUGAAAGUAAUUGUAAGAGUGAAAGAUGUAAACGACAACCCACCCAAAUUCAAAACUAGUGGUAGGCCUUAUGUAGCUGCAAUCCCAACCACAGCCACAUAUGGAUAUCCAAUAAUAAGGCUUCAUGCGACAGAUAAUGAUGAGGGAAUCAAUGGUCAAGUGAGAUAUCACAUGCUGACCAGAGACGACUCUGAGCCUACAAAAUUCGCCAUCGAUCCAAUAAGUGGUCAAGUCAGAGCAAUAAUGAAUUUUGAAGGUGAAAGCGGAAAAGUGUACGGUUUCGACGUUAAAGCUACAGAUCGAAGGGGCAUGGACGAUGGCCUUUCUACCAUAGCCAAUGUUUUUGUUUAUGUUCUUGAUGAGCAAAAAAAAAUUGUGAUGGUGAUGGGUGCUAAGCUACUUGAAAUCGAACAUAACAUAGAUAACAUUACAGGAGCUCUUUCAAACGUCACUGGAUUGGAUGUAAGGGUAAGGAAAUUGGAGCCACAUGAUUCUAAAGAUGCAACUGACAUGUAUUUAUAUGCUGUUGAUCCUUUAAUGAAUGUAAUCCUUGAUUCUGAAACAUUUAACCAAGUUUUGAAAGCACAUCCUAACGAAGUGAAAAAAGCUAUCGAGCCAUACCACAUGCUUUCAAUAAUGUUACCAGAAUCUGAUGAAAACUAUUUGAAAAAAAACUAUUCCCAGAGCUAUAUCAACUUAUCAGGGCUUGAACUUGCGACAAUUGCUCUAGGCUGCAUUGUCUUCCUCGGUGCAGUAACUUCAGUCUUCUGUGUAAUUUGCCUUCACAAGCGAAGGUUUGUAAGGAUUUUAAAACUUGAAGCAAAGAAGAAGAAAGACAUGUUCAAUGUUGGCAUAACGCCUUUGAGCGCGGACCUUAUGUUUCAUAGUAAAGAUCAUAUGGACACAAAGCAAAGAUCGAUGUUCCACCUCAACACAUUUGUUGAAGAUUCUACAGAUAGUUAUGUGUCAAAUAGGUCGGACUGCCAAAGAUACCGGCGACCACAGAGGAGGCACCGUCAUCUGUCAACCUGCCCGAGACAUCAAUCACGGCGAAGAGUGAUUGAAAAAGCACCAAGCACUACUUUGCUUAAAAACAGCUUAGCCAGUGUUCACUCAAGUGGGAGGGACUCGGGAAUUGUUGAGCCACACCAUGGCUGCUGUCCAUGUGGACAUUCCUCCACUCAUUCCUCAGCCAAUAGCAGCCAAGGAAGUUAUGAAGACUCGUUAAAAAGUCUUCACAGACAGCACAGCCGAAGUUCAGGAAGCCCUGAGGCCUGCAUUGGACACCAAUCUGCAACCAUCGGACGAAGAAGGAGCCUGAGGGGAAAUGAAAUAAUUAGAGCUUACCCACCGCCAGUCCCUCCUCCAAUUAGCAGGAGGCCAAGUGUUGAUCGUUCCUCUUGGAAAUAUAACUGAUUACUUUGCACUUCUACAAACAAGUUUAUGGGACUAAUUUCUAUUAAUGACAGCUGAAUGAAGACAACACUUUUACCAGAACUACUCUUACCACUGACUUUACAAUUUUUGAUUUUUUUU
Molecule: messenger RNA, 5932 nt
Organism: Cimex lectularius (bed bug)
Lineage: Eukaryota; Metazoa; Arthropoda; Insecta; Hemiptera; Cimicidae
Gene: Cad89D
Product: cadherin-89D
Exons: 26
Coding region: 239-5812 (1857 amino acids)
Biological process (GO): homophilic cell-cell adhesion
Cellular component (GO): plasma membrane
Molecular function (GO): calcium ion binding
Source: RefSeq, a predicted model, not a curated record